Molecule: messenger RNA, 3994 nt
Organism: Gastrolobium bilobum
Lineage: Eukaryota; Viridiplantae; Streptophyta; Magnoliopsida; Fabales; Fabaceae
Exons: 21
Coding region: 1-3252 (1083 amino acids)
Biological process (GO): protein import into nucleus
Cellular component (GO): cytoplasm; nucleus
Molecular function (GO): nuclear import signal receptor activity
Source: RefSeq, a predicted model, not a curated record
AUGGCGUCAACCUCUAACUCUAGCGAUAGAUCUUCCUCGCCACCUCCGUCGACCUCGUCGCCACCAGUGUCCCUACUUCGCCACCCAUUGUCGCCGCCGCGAACUUACACCUUCGAACAAAGAUCGCGCAAGAGAAGGCGCGUGGAAGAAAAGCGAGACACAUCACUAAUCCACGGCUUCGAUCUUCAACUCCACGCCAACGAGAUCCUUCAAUCGGAGGAUCUCUCGAAACUGCAAACCGCAAUCGAAGAGUUCUCUAAAUCCUCAACCAAGAAGAAGAAUCUUGAAUCCAAACGUCUCUUCGAUUCCCUCGCACUCCAUUACCCGAACGCAUUUUCCUUCAAGCUCGCAAAACUCCUCAACCUCCAACCUCCGCUCGACAUCCGCACCGUGGCCGUUGAUCUUCUCCACCAAACUCUCACCAAAACGCACGGGCACGGCGACCUGUGGAAAAUCAAUAAGGCCAUGCUUAUGGAACUCAAAAACCCUCUCCUCCAAUCUGUCAAGAUUGAAUCCGAAGAAUCGUUGCUCCCUCCGCUCUGCAAAACGAUCGGAAAUGUCGCUUCUAGGGUUUAUGAAUAUCCUCUUGGUGGUUGGAAAGAGCUUCUUGAGUAUGUUUGCUCGUGUGUUUCUGGUGACUCGAAUUUGAACCAUAGAAAGGGGCUCAUGCUGUUAGCGGAAUUGCCAUUUGAUGCGUCCGGAAACAGAGAAUUCUGGGAGAAUGGGAAUUACGGUACACUCACAGCGAGGGUCUCGAUGCUUGUGAACUCAACUGAUGAGGAAUUUCAGGGUUUGAAAUUUGAUGCCUCGUUUGCGCUUAUGGGAAUGUCCAUUAAUCUUGGGAGAACCGAAGUCUGUGAUUCUCUUUUGCCAAUUACAUUGGAAUUCAUUGAUAGACAUGUUGAAGAAAAAACUGUGGUGGAUAGGCUUCGACGCUUGGCAGAUUUGGUUUGUUUAGAUGAGGGUGAAAUCUUCAAGGGGAAAGAGGGUGAUGUGUUUCAGGGUAUGCUUCGACUCGCGGAGGCUGAAGGUGCUAGUGAGGAGCUAAGGUGUGCUGCGGUUCUUGUUCUGAAGGAGCUUGACGAGGAGAACAUGGACGCUAUGGAGAAUGUGAUGAAGAACCUGCCUCUUGUGGAAGUGAAGAGGGUCCUUGCACUUUGUAUGGAGAUGUUGACGUGCGUUCAAGAUGAUCCUCUUUGGUAUGAACUGGACAAUGUGAACUGUGAAGAGGCUGGGAUGUUGUCAGAGAGUUUCAGACGUGGAAAGUUCUUGCUAAACUGGCUGUGUUCUGAAGGGGAUGAAAGUAUAUUCAUUCCCACUGUAAUUGAGAUGGUAAGAGAAACAUAUAUAGCUGAUAAGGAUUGGCGGAAACGUCAUGCAGGAAUUAUGGCCAUUGGAAGAAUUGCUCAAGGACAAAGCAAGGACAUGAUUCAGGUUUUUGAGCAAGUUAAGAGACUGGUCUUUACGUCACUCAAUGAUACGCACCCCCGCGUAGUUUGGUUUGCUAUCCAUGCUACUAACUCUCUGAGCGAAUAUAAAGAAUUAGUACCGAAUGUCCAAUAUCAUAUGAAGUUCUUGGCUAAACUAGUUUUCAUCAUUAAGAGUAGCCUUUUUCCCCGUGUACAGGCAUAUGCUAUUAUAGCCAUUCGUUUCUUGGUUACAUAUUGUGGCUUAGACAGAAUGGCAUCUUUUGGGGAAGAGAUUGUGACAAUAAUGCUUUUACUUCUUAAGCAUGAAAAGCAGAAGUUACAGGAAGAAGCUGCGGAAACCCUGACAUUAAUUGCAGUUUCGAUACCGCUGGCCAAUUUUCGUAAAUAUUACGAUACAACAAUGGAUUCACUAAAAGACAUUCUGUUUCAUAACUACAGUUCACCUAAACUUUUGCUCCGUGCCAAAUGUCUAGCAUGUAUGAGUAGUAUUGUCCUGAGGGUCGAACAAGUUAAGUUCGAUGAACAGGAAGCUGUUCUGAAUAUUGCUCUACCUCAUGAUCCUGAUACACAUCAUUCAGAAUUCGAGUUAAAUUUGUCUAUAGAUUCUUAUGAAAGCCUGUCAAAUACUUAUGAAAUUAUUUCUUACCAUGCUAAUUUAUCUUGUAACGCUGUGAAGGUCAUAGAUUCUCUCAUAUCACUGGAUGGAAAAUUGAGAAGUACAGAUCACGCACUUGAUCAAUUCUUCCGAUGCCCAGGAGUGGAUGUUGACAGAUUUAUCAAUAAAGUGAUGCCUAUGUUGCUUCGUUCUGCUCAACUUGAUAUUGAUCUUAAAGAUGAUAGCCUAGAUUGUGGCGGCAAGAAUUUCGAUGUCGAAACUGAGAGACUUUGGGCUUGUAAUGUUCUCUCAAACUGUGCUGUUCGGUGGUCAUCGCUAGUGUUUUCUCCUCACAUUAGCAAGGUCUCUAAAAUUUUUGUGCGCUGGCUUGGUUGUUCUAGUUUUGAAACUCAAAAGGCUUCUAUUUUAGCUCUUCCAAACCUAUUGCGCUCAGUUCAAUCAGUUGUCCAAAAUGAAGUGUCUCAAAAAAGUUUGACCGCCUUCAUUGUAGAAUCUCUGGUUGAAGCAUUGAGCAAGGAAGCAGAUGAAGAUUUGUUUAUGACAAUGUUAAGGUCACUCCCCGAAUGCAUUCAGAUCUCUAAUUCAGUUUUCACUACUCAACUCAUCAAGAUGACUGCCAGUGUGAUAAAACAAAUUCUGAAUAAGAUUAUCAAAAUUGAGAAAGAACAAGAAGCGGGGACUUCUGAAGGGGGAAGCGAAUAUUUACCAGAUGAAAAAAUAAUUCUGAGUGCAAAUCACUUAAUAACAACAACGAUUGAAACAUUUGAGGCUCGACUUUUGCCGUAUGUUGAUGACUUUAUAUCAACUGUUGCACUGCUUUGGGGUGAUGAUUUUCGAGACAGAGUGAAAGCAUUUGCGAUUUCUAUUUUUAACAUUAUUGUGCAACAAUUCCCAGAAAAAUUGCAGAUGUAUCAUGACCAAUAUACUUUAGUCCUCUUGAAAGCUUUUAGGGAUGAAAAUUCUCAUGCUCAGCUGGAAGCUGCACGGGGGAUUGGUUUCUGUGCUAUGUUUGGAGGACAUAAAUUUAAACCUAUUGCUAAUGUGGCUAUCUCCAGUCUAUACUCUGGGAUAAAAAGAUUUUCAAUCAGGGGAGGAUCGGGAUAUAGUUCAGGGAUAUAUGAUACGGCAGUUUCAGCCUUUGGGAAAAUAUGUGAAUUUCAUCGUGAAAAUAUUGAGGCCACUGAGCUGUUAUUCUACAUUCUAUGAGAGGAUAGUCCGAUAAAGGUGGAAGAAGUGAAAGUAUCAGAUAAAGAAUAUAAUCAGACUUAAGAGAUUUAAAUCAGUAACUUAUGCGAGACUUAAUUGUAUAAUUAAGUGAAAAACAAAUGAAAAAUACAUUUUCGUUCGCAUCAGAAGGGAUACUGAAGUGGUCUCCUGACAAUAAUACGCUGGCUUCUUAGCUGAUGCAAGUAUUAUUCUUCCACGCUUGGAUUGGCACUCCAAAGCAGGACUGCAGGAGCAGGACAUUGGUUCCGUGAUUUCGACCUGGUUAAACUUCUUGCCACUAACCAGUGAUUUCAAUGAAGCAAGAUAUGCGCAUGGACUGCUUUCUAAAAUGUUACAAAGGUCAGAUGCAGAGCUUUUGGGGCCUAAUAACGAAAAUCUUCCUAAGAUUCUUUCCAUCCUCAGAGAAAUUUUAUCUCGAACUGACAAUCUUGCAACGGAGGAAACUAUUAAAGAGAUGACUGAUGUCCUAAAUCAACAUGGUGGGAUGCCAUGAUAGUUAAAAAUUUAUACAGCACAUCAUGCACUAUUAACAUGUUACACCCUUCCCCUCAUUAUUAGGCUUCACAAUUUCGCCGAAGUCAAAUUUCAUAAAUUGGGGAGGUGCAAUUUUCUUUUUCUUUUUUAUUUCUUGGGGUUAUUGAAUUGUACAGACGACAAUAAGAAAGGAAGGUUUCGAUUUUCCAACGUGUAAAUGUAUAACAACAUUUUACAUACAGAUAAU